AUGUGCAGCGCAUUCACCAUACUUGGUGUGACUCUAAAAGGACUUAGAUUAUAUCUCUUCCCGUAUACACUGCGGGAUGAAGCAAAGAGGUGGGCUCAGUCGUUAGAGCCAGAUGAGAUUAAUGCAUGGGAUCAGUUGGUUGAAAGACAAUUAGUGAAGAGCUGUCCGCAUAUUGGGAUUCUUGAUUGCAUUCUGAUGGAGACUUUUUACAAUGGCUUGGAUCAACUAACACAAGCAGUUGUUGAUGCCUCCGCAACAAGAGGAUUAAUGGACAGGCCGUAUAUGGAAGCAAAGAGCAUCUUAGAUCGCAUUUCGCAAAAUUUAGAUGAAUGUACCUCGUCUCUAGAAACAUUGUUGAAACAUUAUAUUGAGAAGAGCGAGGCAAUUAGGCAAUCGCAAGCUUCCUCCCUUAGAGAGCUGGAGGAGCAGGUUAAACAGCUUGCGAUUGAACUUAAGAAUAAAACGCCUGUCCCUGUACCACCUGUACCAGAGUCAAUAACAAGACCAGUAGAUUUAACCACCGACGAUUACCAGUCAACCACUAAUGACAAAAUCACCAGUUCAGAAGUAAGUACAUCUACAAGGGAUGAAUCUCGACAAGACUUAAAUUCAAAAUCAACACAACCUCCAGUUAUUAAAACACAGCAAGCACAGGACCUUAAUGAACAGCCAGCUGCACAGGAAGUACGGCGAGAUCCUCCAUCUUUCCCAUCCAGGCUAAAGAAGAAAGAUGAUAGUAAGCAAUUUCAGAGGUUCUUGGAUGUUCUCCGACAACUACACAUUAAUAUUCCCUUAAUAGAAGAUUUGGAGCAAAUGUCAAGCUAUGUGAAAUUCCUCAAGGAUAUAUUUGCUAAUAAAAGGAAGAUCGGGGAAAAUGAAAUAGUUGCAUUAACAUAUGAAUGCAGUGCACUGUUUCAAAACAAUAUCCCCACCAAAAUGAAAGAUCCUGGGAGUUUCACAUUUCCCUGCUCAAUAGGAGGGAAGAAGGUCAGAAAUGCGCUGGGUGAUUUAGGGGCGAGUAUAAAUUUAAUGCCCUUGUCGAUCUUCAAGAAGCUAAAUAUCGACAACGCAAGACCAACUACAAUUACAUUGCAGUUGGUCGAUAGAUCGAUAACGCAUCCCGAGGGCAAGAUAGAGGAUGUACUCGUGCAAGUAGAUAAAUUCAUCUUCCCUGCCGACUUUAUCAUAUUAGAUUAUGAAGCUGACAGAGAGGUGCCUAUCACCUUGGGUCGCCCAUUUCUUACAACAGGGCGAGCAUUGAUCGAUGUAUAG
Messenger RNA from Benincasa hispida (wax gourd), 1272 nucleotides. Lineage: Eukaryota; Viridiplantae; Streptophyta; Magnoliopsida; Cucurbitales; Cucurbitaceae. The record is from RefSeq and is a predicted model, not a curated record.